AAGCGUUAAGUCUCUCUCUCUCUUUCUUUCUCGCGUCGCCCCCAUCGUUGCUGGCGGAAGAGAGCUCUCUCGCCGGCGGCGGCGGGGAGGAGAAUCGGGAGAAGGAGGAGAUGCCGCACCGGGCGCGGCCGAUGACGGGGCUUCUGGCGUUCAUGGGAGUCAACCUCCUCCUCCUCAACACCAUCACCCCUGUCUACGACUUCGUCUGUUUCCACCCCUACUGGGACCGCAGGAGAGAACGCCGUCAAAGGGAACGUGAAGAGCUUCAGGUCAAGAGUUCUCUAGGAACUGCGAAAUAAAUUUUUUACUAGGUAUGUGCUUACCUCAUUACUCUAUCACGCCCUGGAUUCUUCAUUUCAGUUUGAUGGUGAAAGAUUGAUGAGGAAGCGAUGGUGAUGCUUUUCAGUGUCGGUGAUCAUUAGAUCUUGUUGCGAGAUGCUCUCUCAAAAUGCAUCAGCUCCUUGUAAUGACAAACCCAGUAACACUAGAUAUGUUGAAAUCGUUUCUUGAAACUACACUGUUAUGGUUUCUCAGCUUCUUGUAUUCAUCUGGCUGUUACAUAAGUAAAUCGAAUCAUCUAUUUGGUUCAGAUCUGUUGUAACAUAAGUUGAAUCAUCUGGCCUCACUAUAUAUUAUACGUAGUCUUCAAA
This is a messenger RNA of Brachypodium distachyon (stiff brome), 650 nucleotides long. RefSeq lists its product as uncharacterized. The transcript is spliced from 3 exons. NCBI's taxonomy places the organism in Eukaryota, Viridiplantae, Streptophyta, Magnoliopsida, Poales, Poaceae. Bases 111 to 299 code for a protein of 62 amino acids. The record is from RefSeq and is a predicted model, not a curated record.